Messenger RNA from Plasmopara halstedii, 1181 nucleotides. RefSeq lists its product as uncharacterized. Bases 345 to 566 code for a protein of 73 amino acids. The record is from RefSeq and is a predicted model, not a curated record. The transcript has a single exon. Lineage: Eukaryota; Oomycota; Peronosporomycetes; Peronosporales; Peronosporaceae.
CUCCAGAGCUUACUAGGAGCGCAUAAAUGCAGCGGAGAAGCGCACUAUCAGCGAAAACGUGAAGCACAAUUAUUCUAUCCGAUGAGUUACGACAAUAGCUACAGCUCCUUAAACUCCACCAACAGUGAAAUACGAUGCCACCAAAAGGCUCAUAAGAAGCCUGUUACGUAUACACUAUCAAAAGGGUCCAAACUUGCUACAUAAAUGAAGGCCACAGUCUCGGGAAUGAUAAGCAGCAUGGCAGCCACGCCACAAAGUAUCUUACACUGAAAAACGACGAGAUGCGGUAAGCGUUGAAUCCUCAAUCUCAGAAUGUGAUAGAAAAAUUGUAUCAUCACGAGUACAUGGCGGGGUAUGUGCAUGUCGACGCAUGGUUCGCGCAGGUCGACGGACGCCAUAACCGAUACUUUCGUCUUGAUGUCCAAUGUUCGCAAAGUCUCAAAUUUCAAGUGCCUUGGCAAAGCGUACUGUGUCGUAUGUGGAAAAUGCGACUAGGAACGCAGGAGGCUACGCCAUGCUCAACGUCACAAUCGCUGCUUGUGAUAUAUUGGAGUUCGGUGGAGUAGACCGUCAACAUUGAUGUCAUUACACUAUUGUACUGUUUCGUACCAAUCUUCCAAGUCCGCGUAAGGAACUCGGAAUUUUAAUGCAAAAAUAGCUAGUAGGGUCCUUUCAUGCGGAAGUGCUUUCAGGCUGGUCUCCUUUCCAGUGAAGAAUGCAACAAGUUUGCACCGUUGUAGAUAUAUCGUUUCUUCUAGUCACUGUAGCAUACAAACCACAUUUGAUUCGUUAUGGUGUCUUAUACACCAUUGUCUCCAUCUCGAACUUCUGGCUAUAUGAUGUCGCAACGCUUCCGCGGUUAGCGAGAGUACUAUACUAAAGAAAGUGCUGGUGGUCUUUAUGUUUACAUAAAUGAGGACAGUUUUACCGCGAGUCGAGGCUAUUAAUCCUACAAUUUCUGAAUCAUUUGACUUUAGGCUUGCAUGUACGCUUUGAUGGACCGGAUUUUGACAUUGCGAUCUCCCAGUUUUGAAACUACGAAUUUAUCUUUACGAUCUGUAAGUCACAUCAAGAGUGCACAGCACUAAACUCAAGAAAAAGGAUCAACUUGCAAGUUCAAAUCUGAUUGAUUUAUGCUGCAAUUGUUAUGUGCGCAGGUACCACAGGCUUAUAGCAUAAAA